UCUCUCUCUUGUUUAGGUCAUGUUUGGUAGUGUUAUAAUAAUAACUGGUGUGUGUUUUUAGAUAUGUUUAAAAGAUGUUUAAACCCGAACCGAAUUAAUUCCGGGUUAUAUUAUUCGGGUCUAUGAUGUUAGUUUUAGUUUACCGAUCCGAUAUCCAUAGCGUUUUAAUUUAAGUCUGCUUUUCCGACCCGACUUUUCAUUUAUUUAUUUAUUUAUUAUUAUUAUUAUUAACCCUAAUAAUGGACCGGGUUGCGGGUCGGGUUAUGGGUCAUGGAGACCCGGGUUGGUGAGUGCAAAAUUGGGUUCUAGGUUGAGCUUUUUACAGUAAUAUUCGUUGAAUUUUGCGUUUUUUUACCUUGUAAUUUGUGGUUAAAGUUGCAAUAAUUGGUUUCCAAACAAUGUAACUAUUUGAAUUUUGCCUUUGAAGCGCUAAUUUGUGGUUAAAGUUUCAAUCUUUGGGUUUCCAAAACAAUUUAGUGCUUUGUAAAUUAAGGGGAAUUUAGUGCUUUGUAAACAUCCAUUUUUUUUAUAACCGUGGUGUACCAGCUUGCGCGCACCUAGACUAAUUCCACGGGGUACCUACUACUUUCAACCAGCAUAAGUGUUUUUACCUUCUAAUUUGUAGUUAAAGUUGCAAUAAUUGGUUUCCAAACAAUGUAACUAUUUGAAUUUUGCCUUUGAAGCGCUAAUUUGUGGUUAAAGCUUCAAUCUUUGGUUUCCAAAACAAUGCAGUGCUUUGUAAAUUAAGGGGAAUUUAGUGCUUUGUAAACAUCCAUUUUUUUUAUAACCGUGGUGUACCAGCUUGCGCGCACCUAGACUAAUUCCACGGGGUAUCUACUACUUUCAACCAGCAUAAGUGUUUUUACCUUGUAAUUUGUGGUUAAAGUUGCAAUAAUUGGUUUCCAAACAAUGUAACUAUUUGAAUUUUGCCUUUGAAGCGCUAAUUGUGGUUAAAGUUUCAAUCUUUAGUUUGAUUGUAAAUUUCUUAUUAUUUCAUUGGUUGAAUGGAUAUUCAUAUCCAUUUUGCCAAACCCAACUACCUUUUUAUUUUUAUUUUUUGUAACCGUGGUGUGCUAGCUUGCACGCAGCUAGACUAAUUUCAUGGGGUACCUGCUACUUUCAACCAGCAUACUUACUUUUACAACAUGACUCGUUGGAUUUUGCCUUUCAACCUUUAAUUUGUGGUUGAAGUUUCCAUCUUUGUUUGUUUUGCAAACAAUGUAGUGCUUUGUAAAUUAACGAGGAAAUUCGGUAGUGUGUAGUUUAAGUGUAAGUUUCUUCUUAUUGUCUUAGGUGGGUUUGGGAAUUCAUAUGGAGCAGAGUGGAUAUUGAUAUUCAUAUUGCCGAUCCUCUGGUAGUUUGGGAUUGGGGUUAUAGUUGUCUUCUGCUGCUUUAGAUGGGUAAUUUAAAAUUGAAGGGCUAUAUAAAGCUUAAUACACCUUUAGAGAAGCAUUUGAUAAAGCUGUAAAUUUUUUAUGUAAUGUGUGUGGAGGUGCUAGUGUUUUUUGUAAUGUGAAGAUAUGAACUCAAAGGGCAAGAAUGUAAGGAGGCAGAAGGCAUGUUGUUUAGAACACAUGAAACAUCUUCUUUUUUAUAAACCAGGCGAUCGAUCCUCACAAAUGUUCGAGUAAUUAUCUAAGAAGGCUUCUUCUUUUCGGGUGAAGUCUGAGAAGGCUUAUUUAUCUGUAGAAUAAUGUGUUGGUGAAAAUUAUGGUGUAUUUGUUUUGUCUGUACUGUAUUGAAACGUGUGUUUGAAAUGUUCUCUAGUUGUGUGUCAGUUUAGGAACGGGAAUGGAGAAAGUCGUGCUAUUUUGUUUGCUCAUAAAAAAAAGGGUAUCUUGCUUUUUUGUUGACAGUGAAUGAUCUUAUGUUGAACACUUUGUUUGUCAUGUUUUCAUUGGAACUGUUCAUGAGUUUUGCUUCCAUUUUUCUUGCCUAUGACAUUUGUUAUCAGUUCAUUUUUGACCACUUUGUGAUGACAUUACUUUGCCAAUUUUAGGAUAUCCUGCCCAGAGAGGAUCCUUUAAGUUGUUUUAAAAGUUCCGUUCUUUGGAUCUUAUUUUAGUUAGAAGCCAUUUUACAAGUUGUUGAUGUUAUUAAAGUAUAUGGUUGGCGCAGUCAGAUUCUAACAAGGAGAAAAAAAGAAUGUCAGACAACAUGAAGCAUUUUUGGAGCCGCCUUUAUGCUACAGUAGAAGAUUCCCUUAUGUCAGGGGAUUCAACAAUUUAUAUUUUUAAAAAAAAAAAAUUUACCUUGUAUGCUUAGUAUGAUUUUUGGGCUAAGGGGAUUCAAUUGAACCCCUUCAUGCAAUAUAGCCCUGCCCCUGAUGGUAUGGCUGUAGUACUGGAAGCAAUGGAGAUAGAGGAGGAAGGAGUCAUAGUAAAUUCCAGUAGGCUAAAAUCUGUUGUGUGGAAUGACUUUGAUAGAGUAAAAAAAGGUGAUACUUUUGUGGCUAUCUGUAGGCACUGUAAAAGGAAACUUAGCGGGUCUAGUACCAGUGGUACUUCACAUUUGAGAAAUCAUUUGAUCAGAUGUCGUAGAAGAUCAAACCAUGACAUAAGUCAGUUGCUUACACGGGGAAAGAAAAAGGAGGGACCCCUUGCCAUCUCAAAUUUUAGUUAUGAUCAAGAACAGAGAAAUGGUGAAGCAGUCAGCAUUGUGAGGACUAGGUUUGAACAAGGACACAACCAUGGGAUUGUUAACUUUGAUAAUCGGCGAAGCCGGCUUGAUCUUGCUCGCAUGAUCAUAUUACAUGGCUAUCCUUUGUCUAUGGUUGAACAUAUUGGUUUCCGUAUAUUUGUCAGAAAUCUUCAACCCUUGUUUGACAUUGCAACAUUUGAUGGAGUUGAAGCAGACUGUCGGGAAAUAUAUUUGAUGGAGAGACAGAAAGUAUAUGAAGAGUUGGACAAAUUGCCUGGGAAAAUCAGCCUUAGUGCUGAUACAUGGACUUCUAAUGGUGAUGCUGAAUACUUGUGUUUGACGGCACAUUACAUAGAUGAUUCUUGGCAUCUUAAAAAGAAGAUUCUGAAUUUUUUAACAACUGAUCCUUCCCAAACAGAAGAUAUGCUGUCAGAAGUUAUCAUGACUAGUUUAAGAAAUUGGGAUAUUGACCGGAAAUUGUUUUCCGUGACAUUUGAUAACUACUCAACAUAUGACAAAAUUGUAAGUAGAAUCAGAGAGCAGCUUUGUCAGCACAGGUUUCUUUAUUGUGACGGUCAAUUAUUUGAUACACGCUGUGCAGCUAAUGUUGUUAAGUUGAUGGUCCAAGAUACCUUAGAAACAGCAAGUCAGAUAAUCCACAAGGUACGGGAGAGUAUUCGAUUUGUUCGAAGUUCACAGGCAACACAAGAGAAGUUCGAUGAGAUGGCUCAAAUUGCUGGGAUUGCUUCCCAGAAGUGCCUGAAUCUUGAUAAUUCAUUUUAUUGGAACUCAACUUAUAUCAUGAUUGAAACUACUUUGGAGUACAAAGACGCGUUUCCCCUUUUGCAAGAAAGUGAUUCUCGGUAUGCAAUGUGUCCAACUGGGACAGAGUGGGAUAGGAUAAGUGCCAUUGCUAGCUUCCUAAAACUCUUUGUUGAAGUUUCCAAUGUUUUUGCAGGAAGCAGGUAUCCUACUGCAAAUGAAUACUUCCCUGAGAUCUGUGAUAUUCAUUUGCAGUUGAUUGAAUGGUGUCAAAACUCGGAUGAUUUUGUUAAUUCUUUGGCUCUAAAGUUGAAAAGCAGAUUUGAUGAGUACUGGAAAAAAUGUAGCUUGGCUUUGGCGAUUGCAGCUAUCUUAGACCCACGAUUUAAGAUGCAACUGGUUCAAUAUUAUUAUCCACAAAUCUAUGGUGAUAGUGCUCCAGACUGCAUUGAUAUUGUCUCAGAUUGUAUGAAGGCUCUGUAUAAUGGCCAUGCUAUUUACUCACCGUUAGCUCCUAAUGGUCGAGCUGAAGCUUCUAGUGCUAAUAAUGAUCGGCUGACAGGCUUUGACAAAUAUAUCUAUGAGAGCUCACUGAGCAACAACAUUAAAUCAGAUUUGGACACGUAUUUGGAGGAAAAAUUGUUCCCUAGAAAAGAUAAUUUUAACAUAUUAAACUGGUGGAAGGUUCACACCCCAAGGUAUCCUAUUCUGUCCAUGAUGGCACGCAAUAUUCUAGGAAUGCCGAUGUCAAAAGCUUCACUAGAGUAUGUUUUCAACACUGGGAAUAAGGCUCUUGAACCGUAUCGCAGUUCGCUAAGAUCAGAUACCUUGCAAGCUUUGAUGUGUGCCCAGGACUGGAUGCGCGAUGAAUUUGAAGAUACAAAGGCUUCAUCAAGCACCGUCACUCUGGCCCUGUGUUAUGAUGCAAAAUAAGAGCAAGUCUUUGGUAUGCUUUUGUUAGCCCAGGUUGCCAUUCUUUUUGCGUUAUCUGUGUAUAUUUAGCACCUUUUAAACGGUCUCCUCUCUCUCUCCUUAUGUUAAGAUUUUGUAGAAAUUAGUUCAUUUGAAGAUUUUGCUUUUCUGGAGCUCCCAUAAAUUAGUUCAAGAUGGGUACUUUUGUUCAAGAAUCUAACAGCUUUUCGCCAUCUUAACCCUCAUCAAUUGACUUAUCUCUAUCUAGUUUUCUUUUCCUUCUUUCUGGGUUCUUUAUGUUAUUGAACAUGUCAAAAACUGGAAGACUUUUCCACAAGGGAGGAUCAUUCAGAAUUUAUGUAACUCAUGCUCAUUAUGGUCUGCGAUUCGUUCAUCUGAACCAGCUGAGAGAAAAAUCAUGAGGUAUUCGUGGACUUUUGCAGUUUUCAUUCCCAGCCUCAGCCUACCGGGAGAUGGUAUUGUCUUCUGUUUAGUAUUUUGGGCCUCUUGAGUUGGACCAUAUAGCAGCUGAAGAGGGAAAAGGUAGUGAGUUAUUCUGCUUAACUGAUAAAAGUUAGAGAAAAUAACCAAGGAAUUUUAUAGGGCUUCUGCUUACUAUGAAGCCUUACUGGAAACUUAUGUAGUAACUUUCUAAUUUCAGUUUUUUCAAUAUUUGGUACUAUAUUCUAGCAAAAAAAAAAAAAAAAAGAGAGAAUGCGUUGUAUGAAUCUGGAACAAUUUUUACAACAUAACUUCCAACUUAUGGAAUUUGCAC
Messenger RNA from Lycium barbarum (goji berry), 5089 nucleotides. Its product is annotated as zinc finger BED domain-containing protein RICESLEEPER 1-like. The transcript has 3 exons. Gene Ontology annotation, molecular function: DNA binding; protein dimerization activity. The record is from RefSeq and is a predicted model, not a curated record. The coding region runs from base 2305 to 4335 and encodes 676 amino acids. NCBI's taxonomy places the organism in Eukaryota, Viridiplantae, Streptophyta, Magnoliopsida, Solanales, Solanaceae.